This is a messenger RNA of Rotaria sp. Silwood1, 489 nucleotides long. The record is from the annotation of a GenBank genome assembly. Lineage: Eukaryota; Metazoa; Rotifera; Eurotatoria; Philodinida; Philodinidae.
AUGUAUACCUAUUUUGAAAAUAUUCAAAAAACGUCAUUAGAUAAUGACAUUUACAAUUAUAUCGAACAAAUUCUAUCUACAUUGGGUAUUGAUGUUCAUGUUAAAGAGGGAUUUGAAAAUAUUUUCAAGUCCAUUACCGAAGAGAUCCAAAAUUUAAAACGUUAUGUAGGUACAAGUGCAAAACAAAUAGAAGAACAACAAAAAGCAAUUAAUCAUUUACAAAAACGAUUAGAUAAUAUUGAAUCAAAAUCACUACUGCGAGAUAUUCAAAUCGAUGCUUAUGAAGUAGUAAGAUUAUUUCAAUUUUAUUACGUCAAUAAAGUAAUUUGUAAAAAAACUCUUCACCUCACAGGAUGGAUUCGUUUUAUAAAUGAAUGGUGUAAAAUUGAAACAGAAGUUAUACGAUUAUUAAAAGUAGAUAAAAAAGAAGUUUUUACUGAUCAAGUACAAAAUCAUUCAAUGGUCGCUCAACUAUUGAAUCCAAUUUAA